Messenger RNA from Ruditapes philippinarum (Manila clam), 930 nucleotides. RefSeq names its product putative nuclease HARBI1. Bases 1 to 930 code for a protein of 309 amino acids. The transcript has 4 exons. The record is from RefSeq and is a predicted model, not a curated record. Lineage: Eukaryota; Metazoa; Mollusca; Bivalvia; Venerida; Veneridae.
AUGAUACGCAGAUACAGAUUUAGUAAUGAAGGUGUGAAUUAUAUUGUAAAUUUACUAGAAAAUGACAUAAAAAGGAGUACGAAAAGGAACCAUGCCAUUUCACCACGUAAUCAGGUGUUGCUAGCAUUACGAUUCUUUGCAUCUGGUUCCAUGUAUGAAGUUAUUGGGGAUACCUGCGGAUUUAGCAAAAGUACAGUGUCAAGAGCGGUUGACAGUGUCACAGAUGCACUAGUAAGUCACAUCCAUGAGUUUGUGCGCUGGCCACAUAAUGAGGAUAAAAAGAAAAUUUCUUCACACUUUUACGAUAUCGCCGGCUUUCCAAAUGUGAUCGGCUGCAUUGACGGCACACAUGUGAGAAUCCAGGCACCAAAGACCGAUGAGGCCUCCUUCGUAAACAGAAAAGGCUACCAUAGUAUUUCUGUACAAGCUGUCUGUGAUAAUGAAGGUAAAUUCACGAGUGUAAAUGCAAGUUGGCCAGGUUCUUGCCAUGACAGUCAUGUUUUCAGAACAUCGGGACUUUGUCAGCGUCUUGAGAAAGAAAACAAAAGUUUUUCAGAUGGGGUCCUUCUCGGUGAUAGCGGGUAUCCAUGUAGACCUUUCAUAAUGACACCAUUCUUGGCGACAGAUUCAGCUGGAAAAAUGCGCUACCAAGAGAGUCACACAAAGACACGUGUAACUAUAGAGAGAGCUUUUGGACAGUUGAAGCGUCGCUUUCAUGUUCUUCAUUCAGAGAUACGGCUUGCUCCUGCUAAGGUGUGUCGAGUUGUUACUGCAUGUGUUAUCUUGCAUAACAUAGCUCAUUUUCUUCAUGAAUCAGAUGUAGAGGAGUUUGAAGUAAAUGACUUGGAUGUCGACAAUGAAAGAUGUUUAAACGAUAGGCGAGAUGGGGCAGCAGUUAGAGAGUUUUUUGUACAGCAAUAUUUUGCAUGA